Molecule: messenger RNA, 9407 nt
Organism: Porites lobata
Lineage: Eukaryota; Metazoa; Cnidaria; Anthozoa; Scleractinia; Poritidae
Source: the annotation of a GenBank genome assembly
CAGGUGUUGUUAAAAAUACCCCUAAUUCCCUUCGCGCCCACCGUUUAAAAUGGCCUCCGCAAAGUACAACUUUUUAUUCGCUGUAAGUUUAAGAAAGAAGACCCAGUGACAGACCAUGAAAAGAGGCCAGACCCAUCAACAUAUUCCCAAGACGCUUGAAAACGCAGGAGAGUUCCGAAUGUUUAUCUAUGAGCUGACAGAGUCGAAAAUAUUCAGUGUCAGUAUUUUGUUUGUUAUACUUCUCAACACUGUAAUUUUGGUCAUUCAAACCGAUGAAGCGUUUUCUGUGAAAGCAGGUAGGUAUUAGAUUCAUAUUGCUUUUUUUUAGUUGCUAGCAAUUCUUGUUGGUUUUCCCUUAAUAUUACAAGCUGCCAAAUUUACGUGAUUUUCCUCUCUGAAUUUGAACAACUAGGAUCGCCUCCAAGUUCAAAAAUAGAAAGAAAAGCUCUUCGUAAGCUUAUGUUUGCCUUCUCCAUACGACGCCUCGAACGAACUAGGGUAUUUACGAAGUAGACAAAACCGUAUUCGGAUCAGCCUCUAACCCAUUGUCUUUCGGUAAGGUAGGGACCAGCAGUCUCUCUUCUGCCCUUUAAUCUGUGAAUUGAAGCAUUUUUAUAGAGAAAACGAGAGACUGCUUGCUGUCUUUUAAAGUCAGAUCGAGAGAAACGGCGUGACGAAUGGUUUCAAGCCCUGGGUCUCCGAGGAUGCUGCAGGGGUUUAUCCCGUCCAGUUUUUGUUGACACCUGCGCAAUUGUUUGUAGCUGUUCACAGUACCAACAACUUUGUUCCACGCGUUCAUAGUGGUUAGUGCUAAUUGCCAAAAUCAGUCGCUGUUUUUGUAUGUUUUUUUUGUCUGUUUUGUUUCCUCGUUUGUGUUUUGACUUUGCCAUUGCCUUUUUGCAUAAGCUCGAUACUUGCUCACCAGAUUUUGGAUUUGAGCUCGUUUCUGGAAAUUCCCGACUAAUGAAAGCAAAAAAACAAAACAGACUUUGCUACCGCUUCGCCCUCUCAUGCCGGCUAAGUUUUUCGCCAAGGGGUCAGUGAGCGGGGACUCGCGCGACACACAUAAUGCAGGAGGAAAUUGCAAAAGGAAGGAGACUGUUUUGUUGUAAUUUGUUUUUUUUCCUUUAGGAUGGUAUCUCUCUGCUCUAGACAAUGUGUUUCUGGCCAUCUACUUUAUGGAGAUUGUUUUAAAACUGUAUGCUCUGCGUUCAUAUUUUUUCAAGACAGGAUGGAACAUCAUGGGUAUGCAUGCAUAGACAAACACCGCGGCAAAACGUCUACGCAUGCGCCAGGUUGAGCAUUUCCGGUCUCUUUUUCAGUCACACUUUCCAGUCAAAGUCUGCCGCGCGCCUCAUUCUGUGUGCAGCUUGAGGUUCAGUUGUUCUGCUUUAUGCUGCUCGUGUUUUUGACUAUUUUGUAGUUAUUGAAAUUGCUUUUAUGGAUAACCAGGCACAGAUCACUGAAACAAUUAGUCGAUUAGAUUCAGAAAAGGUAAGAUGAUAAUAACUCAGUGUGUAAUUUUGGCUAGAGCGUCAGGUAAACUGAUUUUCAUUCACGAAAAUAAAGUUUUUGACUGUUAUUUUUCACUUAACCUGGCUGAAACUAAGACAUAAAAUUAAAACUUUAUCAUUGCAAGCUUGUGUAUUGUAGUUCUAAUUUUCAGUUCUUCAGUUUCUCAGUCUACAUGUGUUAAAGCCGAUUGAAACUUUAUUUGGAAAACGACAACACACAAUCGCUUUGUAGUUUUGUUUACCAGUGGGUUUUACCGUGUUUUAAAACGAAACUCUUCUGGGUUGAUUGCCAUGAAACAUAAGCUUAAUUAUACUGUUGACCCGGCUGGCAGCAAGUUGACAACUCUAUUUAUUUAUUUUUCCAUUCUCAGAAUCAGAGAGCGAAAGCUGGUUCAGUGGCUUUUAGAAGUCGAACUUUUCAUGCCAUGUAUUUAGAAGCUAGAAGUUUCGUGUUUGCAUGGGAUGCAGCCGAGCCGCACAGUCUGAAAUUAUUGAAGUCUUCAACAAAAGAACAACCAUGUAAAAGAAUUAAAUAGGCAUUUUCUUGAAUGAAAGUCAUUUAUAGGCAUGUUUAGUUUCCCGGUGACUGCAGUCAUCAAAGUCAAAGUUGUUAUUAAAUCCCGCCCAUCUUUUGUUUUGAGUCCUUGUUUUCUCUGAUAAUGCAACAUUUCCUGGUUUUAGUGUUUUUUAUGAUAAUGAUGACGUCUUUAUUUUGGUUUCUUUCAUAAGUAUUGUUAUUCUUUUCUUAGUUGUCACCUUCUCCCAAAUUAACUUAUGUCAAACCAGUAGCAUGCAAGAAAGCCAGUAAAAACAAAUUCGUCUCGUCGAGCGCUCGCGACCUGCAAACUUCAAACAUCAUUUUCACCGUUGGUGCAAACAGAUAACCAUGUGGUGCAAAAGUUUGAGAAUAGAAAAAUAUAUAAGCUUUCGAAUGAAGUGAUUUUUUUGGCCCCCUUUUUUGUCUGUUUCGCCCUUUUUGCUUUUAAACUUGGCGCGACGGCAAAGUUAUGCUUACGCUAUUGGUUUAUAUACUAGACCGGAAAUAAAAAGCUGACCGGAUAUUAAAUUUUAUGCUCAUGCGCAUUGCGUUUUGCCGCGGUGUUGCAUAGACAUAACUUUGGUAAAUUCGACAUCACUGUUUCCAAGGUGGAGCCAGGCGUGAAGAAAUUGAACUAACAUUAGUUUCUUAUUCCAAACUCCAAACUUUUCAUGCAGUAAGUGUGAAAGCUAUUUAUAGAAGCUGGUUCCAAGUCAGCUCACAAGUCACCAAAAGCUCCAGGCGUUGACACUGACACUUAUAAGUGGCACAGUUCACCAUUUGCGUUCCGGUGUCCGUCCUUUCGGGCUCCUGUUUAGGUUUACUCAUUCGAAAAUUGUAAAGUUUUGGUGACUAUCCGUGUAGUGUGUUUAUACGGUAUUUUUUCUUAUCCAGAUGUGAACGAAACGUUUAGUCAGAUAGCCGAUAAAAAAUAAGCUGGAUAUUUCCAUUUUUCCUUUUCCUUAGGUAAGUUCGCUUAACCUUAUUGAGACUCUGUACCUAAAAUUCUUUCAAAACAACAGAAAUUGCAAUUUUCAAAUUUUGAUUAAAUCUAAAAAUCCACCACUCAAUAAGAAAAUGAAGUUUUACUUUUCAUGUUUUUCUUCUUCUUCCUGUAGACUUGUUGAUUGUACUUUUCACUAUGGUGGAUUUCUUGCUACCACUGAUCGUUCAGAAUGUCGGAUCCUUUGAUGUUGCGGCCAUUUUUAGAUUACUGCGCAUGUUCCGAGCUAUCCGAGCGCUGAGGGCACUACGGGUACUGCGGACUAUAAGGUCAGAAAGUUCCUACACAGAUGAGUGUUUCUUGGGUAGGGAAGAGGGAUAUGUGACCCGAAUUUAUUCGAAUAAGCGCCCAACCUCGAAUUAGCGUCGACCUGGAAUAAGCGCCCAUCCUAAAGGCAGAAAAAGUUAAUAAGCACCCAGCCUCGAAUGAUUCUUAAGCAUUAUAUCAAACGUUACAAACGUUAACAACAAAAAUCAAGGGCACCCAACGAGAAUAUAGUUCAAAACCACUUAAACAUAGCAUCGUUAAAGGUAUUUUAGGGAUCAAAACUUACCUUUUCAAAAAUUUCAGCCAGAAUAAAGGCUCCCGAAAAUUCUAGGUGACCUUUUUAGGGUAAAAAUCCGUUAAAAAUGAGCAAUUGUACCAUUUUUUAGAUGUUUGAAAAUUCUAGGAGAGGCAAGCAAGCAAGAAAGUUUACAAACAAGGGUUCCGAAAAUUCUAGAUCUCAAAUCGUCUUCCGAACAGAUAUUUUCCGAAAACUGACGUUGGGUGCCCCUGAAAAAUGAACUUUGAAAAACUGUUGGGCUAACAAGCUUUUAAAAACCCUGAAUUGCAAUCUGUUUCAAUCUUUACCAAGUUUGUCCAUCCGUUCCUUCUUUUGUAUUUGCUUUGUUCUUUAUACCUUCUUUUAAUGUUUUAAAGCGAUUAUUUUUAUUUUUCACUCAAUUUGGUGGCAGUUCCUUUGAUAAAAUUUUGAUAAAAUUCGUGACACAGCUCCUUGAAAGGGGAAACUGCUUUUAAGGGAACAUCAACAUGGUGGAACAGAAUACCAGAAAUUUUGCAAAGCUAAAAUACAAUCUUCAAGAAAAAGUUGGCUUUGAUUUAACGCAACAGGACGGCAGAAAGAAGAGGACGGCAAAACAUUUGAGCGUGACGAACGUGACAGGGUUAUUACUUGCGUGUUUUGUCGUGAUCUUCCAUUAAAUUAACAUUUUCUGGUCAGUGUUUUACAAAAAGAUCGAUUUGAAGGUGAAGCUAAGACGAAAGUUUUUUCAAACAAAAUUAUUGUCACGCUUGUCACACAAGGUUUGCCGUCUUCUUUCCUCUCCCCUCCUGUUGCGUAAGUUCACUAAUAUUGAUUCGUUUCCGCAGAUUUUUGAAGAAUCUCCAAGUGAUCAUGACAACAAUUCUCAAGUCAUUCCGAGCUCUGAGUACAAUCGUUAUGCUUCAGGGAUUAUUUCUUUGUAUCCUUGAAACGAGUCAAAUCUCUGAUCUCGAUCUGCAUUCCACCAAUAAGUUACAGUGCUCUUCGCCUUUGUUACGUUACCCCCUCCCCGAUUUUGAUUCAAGUCUUAACCAUUUGCAAAUAAAUGCGGAUCUCCACAUUGGUGAAGGAGAGAAGAAGUUCACACACGGAAAAGUUAGAAAAUUUGAUUGAGGUGGCGUGACAAAAGAAUCUUCAGUUUCAUUCUAUAUAAUGUUUCAAUGAAAUUUGACGAGUAUUAAUUUAUUGUAAUGAACAGCACGUUACACUUGGAUUGUAUAUUAUGACCUUUUUUUCCUCCAACAUUUGCUGGAAUCACUUCUUUUGUUAGCUUCUCAUGUCUCUGAACCUGGAGCGAACCAAGUUGAAUGACUAUCAGAUAAGUGUCCACAAAUAAGCGCCGCACUGACAAGUCAUCGCUGUGGUGCCCCUUUGAGUAAAUAAGGUAAACUACCUUCACUUGGCAUACAGUCAUACGCCAUCCCACUUAGCUCUGAUUGGCUGAGAUUUUUUUGGAGGAAAAGAUGAAUUUAUAAAUAACUUGAAACUCUUGUAAGCUGUGACCUUAAAAUAAUUAGAGAGAUGGAGGUUCCUGAACCCAGUGAUGAGCUACCGGGGCCAUUUGCGGAAGAAGCGUGGUAGAGCGCGAGGCUUUUUUUUGCUCUUUUUCUUCCACCGCCCUCAUCCGUCUUACACGCUCCUCCAGCUUGCUAUAAGCAAAGGAAAAUGACCGCUACGAAGGCUUUAAAGGUUACAUUUUUGCCACUGGCCCCUCGGCCUGGAUGCCAUUAACUGAAUUUCAUACUGCAUCAGUAGCAUGUUACCGCAAUACCGGCAACCGACUGUGGCCACUGUAGUUGUAUAUUUGUUCCUCCUUAAGUAUUGUGCUGCACAGACAUGUUUGCAGUUAUAGGGCGCGGGUUGUUUUACGAAGUCGCACCCACAAGAUUUGGCACCUUGGGAAAAGCUUUCUUCACGCUUUUCCAGCUCAUAACGCUGGAUGACUGGUUUUACAUGUACAGCGAUGUCGUCGCCAAGAGCCCAGGUUUUUAUUGUCACCCACGCAGACGUCUUCAGUGGUUCGUCACGUGACGAGCCAAAAGGACGUCUGCGUAAGAGCCCAAGGUUUUUAUUCCUUUUAUAUUUACAGCGAAAUUCGUUGUAUCGCGCUGCGCUUUUUGCAAACUUAGAAGGGACUUUGAGUUGUUCUGUUCCGUCAAUCAGUUGAGUGGAUGUGGGGCCGGAUGCAAAUCACAACGCAACUUUGCCGCAAAACCAAAACUGAGAAUGACUCUGGACUGUUCAAAAAUAGCGAAGGAAAUCGAGGUGGUGGGUGGAAUGUUAAUUUGGCCAGGGAAGAAGGCAGACUUUGCUUCAUUCUUGCAAGUGAGGUAGGCAUUCGUACGUUAGAAAGAUCAGAAAAAUCUUCGAAGAAAACUAGUCGAUUAUUGCCCAAAACAGGACGCUCACAAGCAACGAACCUUGAAAUACAGACCCCCCCCCCCCACAACAAAAAAAAAGAAAAAGAAAUGAUUGAAAUCCACCCAUCACAAAUCACAAACCAUGACCCUUUUGGCGUUCAAGUGAACAUCUGUUUCCUUAGGGGUCCGCUAGGAUGAUUGACGGAACAGGAAAAACCUAGAAUUCCUUCGAAGUUUGCAAAACGCGCAGCGUGAUACAACGAAUUUAUCUUUAACGUAAGUAAUGUUGAAUUCCCCGCGCCUCCCCUCCCCCUCUUCCCACCCCUCUCCUAGUACUAUGAGGACCCUGUUAACAGUUCACGAUCACUGUUGGGCCACAACACCCCGUAACGCGGCAACGAAAGCUCACGAUCAGACUUUCUGUUUUCUUGUUGUUGUUGAAUUUAUAUUGCGCUUGGGUCUAACAUAACUGGUUGAGUGGCUGAAAAAAAGGUAAAGCUUUGUUUGUUGUUCUUUCUGAACAGGUCACGGCUAUAUCAUCCUGUAUCUUAUCGUCUACAUCGUCCUGGAAAACUUCAUCUUCAUGAAGUAAGAAUUUUAACGACCAUAUUUCAUAAAAAGCUAUUCUGAUUAUUUUUUAAUGUACAAAUUAUCUGGAAGUUGAGGAAAACCUCUCAAAAUAUUUCUAAAAAUACCUAAAAUUAAGAGAAAAAAAGAAGAAUGGGUUGAGUGGUGGAGGCCUGGGUAGAUUUAACAAAAGACCGAACGUAUAUUGAUAACUGUGACAUUUACAGGUUGCAACCAAAGUUUUCAAAUAUUUCUUUACCUCUUGGUUUUAUGCUUGUGUAAUGUAUUUUGAAAGGGAUCUAUAAUUUUAAGCAUUUCUAGUUUCUAUCAAGAUCCUUGUUAUUUCUUGUACUCUUCGUUUUUAUAUGAACUAACAAUGGAAUUACUCACUUACCCAAUCUUCCAAGCCCCUAGUAAGGCAAAAAGGUCGCACCUAUCACCUUUCCCGAUCUUUUGCUGUUUUCCCAACUUCACCCCACGCAAGUGCCAUUUCUCUCACGUACCCGACUUUAUAAGUUUCCGGUAGAAAUGAGAUACAAGUGCGAAGAAGAAGUUAUGACUGUCAGGAAUAGAUUUCACUAUCAAAUUAAAGUUUGCUGGGCAUGGUGGUCUUACGUUUAUUAGAAUUAUUAAUAUUAAUAUUAUUAAUAUUAUCAUUACUAUUUUAGUCCUGAUAAUCGUGUCUAUUUUAAACAGAGCCUGGCUUCAAGUUUUUCCUAAGGUAUAUAUUAAUAUAAAAGUAUUUACUGCGUUUCAGCUUGUUCGUGGCAGUUCUGGUAGAUAAUUUUCAAAGAACAAUAACAGCAGUGGAAGUAAAACCACACAAGAAACAAAGUGGACUCCAAUUCAAAAGUGUUUUUGAGGAGGUAUGUCAUGUAUUACCACUGUAAGGUAGGUUGAGUCGUGAUAAAGGGGCUGAAAGCAGGCGGGGGGAGGGGGUAGGGCAGAGAGGUCCAAAACUCCCGCUUCCUGUAUCUUGCAUUGCCGUUUCCCGGUCCUUUUUUAAAAUACCGUAUUUUCUUGGCUUCCUUCUUUUAGCAGAUCGAUUGCAAAAUAUUAAUCAUUUAUGUGUUAUUUUCUCCUGUUUCUCCCUCUACCCACCCAUUGAGAUCCUUCACCUCUCGCCCUUCCCUCUUCCGCCUCGCGUGCCCCUCCGGCCCCCUACGUUCCCAAAGUCCCACCUCCUGUCCUUCCCCACGAUCAGCGAGAUAUUCUUAGUGUUAUUUUUUCGUAUCUCCAUGUUUGAUUACCAGAUGCAGUUGAGUGAUCACGCUGCGAGUGCGUACUCAUUUUCAGACGAUUAUGACGAUUUUGAAGGUGAUGUAGUGUUAUUUCAUUAGCCCACAAUGUUAGCUCUUAGUGUUGACUGGAUUCGCCAGUUGCCAGCCAAUAAAGUCUAUUCAUUUCUUCAUAUAUUCAUAAGGACAAGGCAGUCUGGAAUGAAAUUAUUGUCUGAAGAGAUAUUAGUUUCAAAACGGAUACACGUGAUAAAGGAAGUAAGUAUAAUAAAACUUCUCAAUUCGUUUUUGGCAGAGGAUGAGGAUGAAGAACAAGAAAUAAGGAUUGUUAAAAGAGUGGAGGAUUAUUAUCCCGAAGAUAAGUUCUCUGCCAGGUAUGAAAUAAAAGCGACGAAACAGUGCUUAUGUUUCAACAGGAAUUAUUUGCGAGAGGUUUUUUUUGGUCCGUAUCAUACCAACGAAACACUAAAGGAGUUCUUAAGAACUCGUUUAAACAUUCCGUUCGUUUCACCUGGAAUUGGAAUUUGAAAUUGUUGGUUCUGAGGAAAUUUUUUUCGUUUUGUUCAAAUGUCAUUCAAUUUUUUCCGUACGUUUGCAGCGCACCAUAAAAAAAGCUGCGUUUUUUAAGAUCUCUAUUGAUCACCUAUUUAAAAACCUUGACUCUACUAAAAGAAAUUGCUGUUUUGAAAAAAAGUCUGGAAAAAGUGUUGAAUUUUGGAUCCAGAAAUCUGUACGAACCCUGAACAAGCUUUUUUCCUCCUUCAUAUGUUAUAGGGAGCGAGCGUUGAUCAAUGAUUACUUUACCCUACUUGCGUCUUUGGAGUACAACAUGCAGGAGAUACAAAAAGUACAAAAACUCGCCAACGACCUGGUGGACAUAACAGUUACGGUACGGUAAUGCGUACAGUAAAUAAGAAGUUGUAAAUAAUUCCCCUCAUUUCACACGUUCAAAACGUAAGAGCUAACUGAGUGAGGAUUUACUGAGUAAACACAAUUCUCUAGUCUCCAUUUCUCUCAAAGGAACAAUGAAUUUUCAGUAGCAAGUGAUUUAUCAAGAUUAAAACAGAAAGUAACCGAGUAGUUUAGAAAUGAGGAAAACAAAGGCGUAUUUUUCAGGCUAGUAUUACAGGGUUUUAAAAUCACUCCCGCGGAAGUAUUCAUUUCUACACGAAUGCCUGCAUUAGGUGUUGGAUUAUAUUGUGCUAAAAUCGUUGAUAGGUCAUGCAAGAUUUAUAAGCAUUUGCCAGGAAUUUAUUUCCUAAGCCAUUUCUUGAAGAAUUAUUAAGAAUUUUCUAAGAGGAGGAAAGGAAAACCUAACAAAACUAUGGAUUGUAUAAAUGUUUCUAUACUUUAAAGGUCGGUUCAACUUUAGUUAAGUUUCACCCAUAAUAAAAGUUAAAUAAUAUAAAUGUGAUACAGAAGUUAUCAUUGAAUUCGCAUUUCUCUUGUAUUCAACAGAUACCUGACGUACCUGAAGAGUUAAUUUAAUUCACUUUAAGACCAAGAUUCAAUUCAACCAUUUUCAAAAAUUCCAUUGAGGACUUUCGGAUUCACAGUAAACUUGGCCUUUUUUGUCCUUUCUUAGACAGUUUUAGAUACAAAGUUGGAAGAUACCAUGCAUUAAGCACUUUAUACUAUGAUUG